UGACAAGUUAGUUUCGAGAUUUUAGGUAUAUUGCUAAUCUGUUUUUUUUUAAUACUGUUAAUAUUUAUCGAAAAAAUAUUACGACUUUUCUGAUAUGUAGUAAUAGUUCAAUUGUUUCAUGAUCUUUUUGUAACAUAGUUAGGACAUGUAAUCGUUCUAUUUCAUGGCAGACGAAUUGCGCGCUUUUCUGGGCGGGAAUAUUACUUUUCAAAAUUCUACCUGAAAUCGCCGCGUUCUUGAUUGGAAUUGCAUCACUGCAGAUUAGUGUUUAUUUGCUUUGUUAUGAGAAUAAAAAGAAAACAUCUGAUUGAAAUGCUAAUCUAGAUGAAGCUCUCAGAAACUUCGUCUGUACGACAAAAGGAAAAUAUUGCUGUUUGGAACAGAUGACAGUAGAUUGUUUUGAUUUUUCUGUUCCAUAAUUCAUGUUUAAAACAACAUGUUUAAAGUACAAGAUAAUCCAGAUGGAUCCACAAGCAUUUAUUGCAAGAAUAGUGGGAACCUUUUAUGCACUAUACCAGGGAAAAGAAAUUGUAGGGCCCCUAGAAGGGUCAAUGUUGUAGAGCCACAACGUGUCUGUAGGACUCGGGCAUCAUUGAAUUCAAAUUGGAAUCACUUUAAAAUACCAGAUGAGUCUUUGAGGGAUGAGUCUGCUCGACUUAAUGAUGAAAACGAAGGGAAACCUAGAACCAGACAGAGUAAAUGCUGCCUCUCACCAAUACCCAUUAGUGUGGAUGGCGACCAGAGUGAAGAUUAUUUUGAUGACUGCAUCACUCAAGAUGAAUUUGCCAAAUGUCUCAAUCUGAUAUCUAAAGAAAAGCUGCAAACAGAAUCCAAAGACCGUCUUUUGGCUGAAUAUCCUUUGCGACUUCUGUCCAGGAGCAAAGCUUAUCGGACACUUGAAGAUUCUCCUGCAGAGGAUUUGCGGGACUUGAAACUGCCUGAUGAUAUGCCCCUCACAUCCUGUUUAGGGAUGAAGAUUCUACAACUCAAUGAGGAACGUAAUUUUGUAACGGAAAUGAAGAUAAUGAUGUCUUUGAGACGAUAUGAUGACUAUUGUCGAAUUCCGUUCAAUACCAACAAGCCAAGCGCUUGCAACUUUCCAAAGCUUCGUUGCAGAGAAAAAAAAACUUAUCCUAUAACAUCAUUACUUAAGAGCUCCAAGCAUGAAGCCAAUCACUUUUAUACCUACGGACGGCGGCAACGAAUGGAUCGAAUUAUUACACUCAAAACAGGUCUAGAUGCUAGAAGUCGAAGAUUAUUGCGUUUAUGCAACAAACAAAAGUGGAUUGUCGAAUUGAAAAAACUUACACAAGAAGAAAUCGAAUCUUGGAAAAAUAAAUCUAUUCCAUCAGAUGAGCAAUUUUCUCUUAUAGAACAAUCAAACCUGCCAACUAUAGAAAUACUCAGGCCUAAUACUGUUCCUACUUCUAGUAGCUCAGACUUAUCUUGGAAAGAAAUUCGUGCUCUUCUUCCUCCUGGCACAAGUCUCUUAAAAAUCGCACUUAAAGCACCGGAGGCAAGUUCUAGUAGCUUAAAACAACACAAGAAGAAGUGCCGUGGAGUUGCUAUGACAGAUGUAACAAAUUAUAUUACAAAACGAGAAGAUGGUUUUUAUUAUUUUAAAAACCAAUCCAUACGUAUUCCUUUCUAUGAGGAAUUUUUGUCUUCGCUACGGAUGAAGAAGUUGCUGAACAACAGAAGGGUGACAGAGGGAAGAAAUCCCAAUCUGAAUAAGAGUCAAAUGACUCGGUUUCAGAAAUCAGUUUCUAUUUUGAAGCCACUGAUUAUAAACAGUAAUGUAACUGGCAUAUCUGGAUUUCGGUACUCAAAUAUGAAUUUCCCAAAAGUAGCAACAGCUCAGAAUUUUUCAGAAAAGAUUGCUAAAUACUCUUCAGAAAUAGCGAUUUCUCAAAAUGUAGCGACCCAUGGUCUAACAGAAAUUAAAAUAAAAAGGCAGGAAGGUAUGGCAACACCUAUAAAAGAAAGGCUAUCAUCUACACGAUUACUUCGAACUUCAGCUGGUGAAACAAGACAAACAGAAGUUCCUGUCAUUGAUCUCACUGGGGAUUCACCACCAGAGAAACCUGUUAUCAAGCAAUUUGUGCCUAAAACAGAGAGAUUAGUGAUAUCUCAAUGGAAAUUCACUUGUUUCAGAUGUGGGUACAAUCAUUUUUAUUUAAGCCAUACAUAUGAUCGUCACUCUGUUGAAACAGCAGUGCAUGAGCAUAUGAACAGGAUCCAUUCAGUUGCAAAUCCAGAGUCUUCUCUAUCACGGUACAUUGAUCGAGUUAACAAAUGUGCAGUUAUUGAAGCCUUCACUGACCUCCAAGUCAGAGAAGGCAAAUUGUAAAAUGUUCAUUGUUAGGGAAGAUAUAUAUCAAGAAAACCUCUCAUUUAGCUCUUCAUUUUAAAAUUCUAAU
Messenger RNA from Argiope bruennichi, 2420 nucleotides. RefSeq lists its product as uncharacterized. Bases 437 to 2350 code for a protein of 637 amino acids. The transcript is spliced from 7 exons. The record is from RefSeq and is a predicted model, not a curated record. Lineage: Eukaryota; Metazoa; Arthropoda; Arachnida; Araneae; Araneidae.